Cryptotermes secundus is the source of this 7469-nucleotide messenger RNA. Its product is annotated as dystrophin, isoforms A/C/F/G/H. Gene Ontology annotation, molecular function: zinc ion binding; protein binding. The coding region runs from base 15 to 4895 and encodes 1626 amino acids. The record is from RefSeq and is a predicted model, not a curated record. The transcript has 33 exons. NCBI's taxonomy places the organism in Eukaryota, Metazoa, Arthropoda, Insecta, Blattodea, Kalotermitidae. Gene Ontology annotation, cellular component: plasma membrane. Gene Ontology annotation, biological process: synaptic signaling.
GAUGGUUAAAAUGUAUGGAUACGUGGCGGAACCUUCAUAACAACUGUCAGACAUUCAGAGAAUGGCUAAUUACUGCAGAGAGAAUGAUUGGUGAAUGGCAGAGCACAGAUCUACCACUUGCUGAUGCAAAAGCGAAACAAAAGGACCUGGAAAAGCAAGUCACCAUGAAGCACAGAACAAUGAGCAACAUUGGGCUAGCUUGUCGUGAAAUUGUGGGGCGAUCGCAGCCACCAGAGAGCACAAAUAUCCAAAGUAUGGUUGAUGAUUUACGACAUCGGUGGCAGGUUGUUCUGGCAGAGCUCACCACAAGGAGGGAUAAGAUCACUGCCAUGGAGGCGGCUGCUAAUCUGAAGGAGGAGAUGAAACUCUUUGUCGACUCAACCCAGGUUUGUUUGGAUCAAGUCAAGUCCUUGCUAGGAUCAACUGCAAAUCCUUCAGAUGACACUUCCUUGGCUGUCAGACUAAGUAUGAUUAAGGUUCGCAAGGAAGAAUUAGUUGAGAUGAAAAGGGAGUUGGAGAAGCUGAAGAAAUUGAAGCAAGUACAAAAUUCUGAACGGUUGAGGAAUCUUAGCACUGCAAUGGAGAAGGCCUCAUCUGGCUUGUCAGACCACCAUGAAUAUAUAGAAUGCAAAUUGUCCUCCCUGAAGAAAUAUACAACUCAUUUGGAUGCUGUCAUUGCUUGGGUCAUGGAGACCAGAACAAGAAUCAACAUAAGCAAGGAACUUCCAGACAAAGAGAAGAAGAGAGUCAUAGAUAACAUCAUGGUUUCUGUCCGUGACCGUGAAACUGAAGUGACUGAAGCAUUGGAGAAUUUUACAAACUUGGAAAAGGAGUGUGAAGGAGCCAGGCAGCCAGUAUCAGUGGAACUACAGGAAAAAAUAAAGAAGCUUCGCGAAGACUGGAAAUAUGUGAAGAACAGAGGAGAAGAAGUGACUUCGCAAGAUGCCAUUGUUCAAGCAGCAGCGGCAUCCCCUGUAUAUUCACCUAAAGUUCAGACAGAAGCGCGGCUUGGCGCUUCCCCCGGUGUGCGCUCGGUGGAAGUGCAGACACCUCCCGCUUCCCCCACUAGCGGCCAUCAGGGACCUCGGCUUACUCCUGGUGGCCUCCUAGCCAGCUUCGACAAGUCCAUUCUGCAGAUUCGUGAUUGGUUAACUUUAGAAGAGGAGAUGUUGCGUCAGCAAGCAGUUAUUGUUGGAGACGUGGACGAUAUUCUGCAAGUCCUGGAUAAGCAGAAGAACGUCCUGCGGGAGCUGGAGCAGAAGAAGCCGCAACUGGACGAGCUGGUCCACACGGCAGAGAACCUGAAGGCCGAUUCCAACCGGCAGCAACUCCACGGGAAAGCACUGUAUGAUUCUCUCUGCUCGCCAAUCUUAUAUCAUCUUCGGACGUACCUGAAAGUUACGAAAUUACGGGAACACUGGGACGAAACAAACUCCAAGGUGAUGCAGAGGAAGACGCAGUUGGACGCCAUGCUGACGGACAGUCAGCGCUACGAGAGCAAACGGCUGGAGGUGGAAGCUUGGCUGGGGCGAAUGGACACACGCCUCGAACGCAUGGGACCGGUGGGUCACACUGCAGACGUGUUGGAAGCGCAGCUGAGGGAACAAAAGUCAUAUCAUGCAGAACUGCACCAGUACAAACACCACAUUGAAUUAUUCAAUCAGCUCACUCAGAAGUUAAUUGCUGUAUACCAACAAGAUGAUACCACCAGGGUGAAGAAGAUGACAGAAACAAUCAACCAGCGCUAUAACAACCUGAACACGAGCAUCAUCAACCGAGGGAAGCUGCUCCACUCGGCAAUGAACUCCCUGCACAACUUUGAUCGGUCAUUGGACAAGUUCCUUGCAUGGCUGUCUGAAGCUGAGUCUUCAAUGGAAUGUGUGGAAGCAGAGACAGAUCGACUUGGUGGGCGGAGAGAUCCUGGUCUUCUGCGACAGCCUCUUCAUCAGCUCAAGGACUUACAGUCUGAAAUUGAGAGUCACAGAGAUGUGUUCGCUUCUCUCAACGGCACUGGAAGGAAGUUGCUUAGCAGUCUGGCGUCCCAGGACGACGCCGUCAUGCUACAGCGACGUCUCGACGAGAUGAACCAACGGUGGCACCAUCUCAAAGCCAAGAGCAUGGCCAUUAGGAACAGGCUGGAAAGCAACUCGGAGCAUUGGAACGCUCUCCUUUUGUCUCUUCGGGAACUCAUCGAAUGGGUGAUCCGCAAGGAUACAGAACUGACUGGACUGGGGCCCAUUGGAGGGGACGUAGCCUGCCUGCAGAAACAACAGGACGACCACCGCGCGUUUCGGCGGCAGCUGGAGGACAAGCGACCGGUCGUGGAGAACAACCUGCUGAGCGGAAGGCAGUACAUCGCGAACGAGCCGCCCCUGUCGGACACUAGUGACAGUGAAGCGGGCCGAGAGUUGGAAGGGGAUUCUCGCGGGUACCGUAGCGCCGAGGAGCAGGCCCGCGAACUGACCCGAAGUAUCCGCAGGGAAGUGAACAAACUGUCUGAGAAGUGGAACGCCCUCAUCGACCGGUCGGACCAAUGGCAGCGGAAACUGGACGACAGCCUUGCGAAAAUGCGCUUAUUCCAAAAGAAUUUGGAGGACCUUUCCAGCCGCAUAUCAGCAGCUGAAGCCAUGAAGAAUAGUUGGCAGAAUCCAGGUGACAUGGCUGAAGUGGGCGAAAUGCUGGAACAACUUCAGAAAUUUGGUGAAAGACUUGGGCCGAUACAGAGAACGGUAGAAGAUGUUAAUGACCAGACUGCUUUAUUUACUUCCAACAACGUUUUAGUUUCACAUAUCAACCUGAACCGAUUAGAGGAUCUCAAUACAAGGUGGAAACUCCUUCAGAUGGCUGUGGAUGACCGCUACAAGCAGCUCAAUGAUUUUGGGAAGGAAGGAUCUCCACCAAACCAGGGCUUCCUGUCAGCGUCUGUUGAGCAUCCGUGGGAACGUGCUAUUACUGCAAACAAAGUGCCUUAUUACAUUAAUCAUCAGUUGGAAACUACACAUUGGGACCAUCCCAAGAUGAUUGAGCUAAUGAAUUCUCUCUCUGACCUCAAUGAAGUUCGCUUCUCAGCGUACAGAACAGCUAUGAAGCUCCGAACAGUGCAAAAGCGAUUAUGCUUGGAUCUCCUCAGUCUAGUUUCUGCUCUAGAAUCUUUUGACUCUCACGGUCUACGAGCGCAGAAUGACAAAUUAAUUGAUGUUCCUGAUAUGGUGACUGUGCUCACUUCCCUCUAUGAAUUGAUUGCGGCCGAUAACCCCAGCCUUGUUAAUGUGCCACUCUGCCUCGACCUCGCCAUAAACUGGCUGCUCAACGUCUAUGACAGCCAACGUACAGGACAAAUUCGUGUUUUGUCUUUCAAAGUUGGACUAGUCUUACUCUGCAAAGGACAUCUAGAAGAAAAAUAUAGAUAUUUAUUCCGGCUGAUUGCGGAUCCAAAUCGAUUAGUGGACCAGCGCAAAUUGGGACUGCUUUUACAUGAUUGCAUUCAGGUGCCUCGCCAGCUUGGCGAAGUAGCAGCUUUUGGGGGCUCCAAUAUAGAACCAUCAGUCCGCAGCUGUUUUGAAAAAGCAGGAAAAGAUAAAACUUCCAUAGAGGCAAUCCAUUUCCUGAACUGGCUGCAGCAGGAGCCACAGAGCAUGGUGUGGCUUCCAGUCCUACACAGGCUCUCUGCUGCAGAGACAGCAAAACAUCAAGCAAAAUGCAACAUCUGCAAGGAGUACCCAAUUGUGGGGUUCAGGUAUCGCUGCUUGAAGUGUUUUAACUUCGACAUGUGUCAGAACUGUUUCUUCUCAGGGAGGAAGGCAAAGAACCACAAACUUACUCAUCCUAUGCAAGAAUAUUGCACAGCUACCACUUCUGGUGAAGAUGUCAGGGACUUCACAAGAGCACUUCGCAACAAGUUUAAGUCAAAACGUUAUUUCAAGAAACAUCCUCGGGUGGGCUACUUGCCUGUGCAGACAGUUCUAGAGGGUGAUGCCCUUGAGAGCCCUGCUCCCUCACCUCAACACUCAACUCUCAGCCAGGACAUGCAUUCACGACUAGAAAUGUACGCAUCGCGGCUUGCAGAGGUGGAAUUGCGCACCAGGAGUAAUUCCACCCCUGACUCAGAUGAUGAGCACCAGCUGAUUGCCCAGUACUGUCAGUCACUGAAUGGCGGUGAUGCAGUUCCGGUGCCUCGCAGUCCAGUGCAGAUCAUGGUCGCUAUUGAUCAAGAACAGCGUGAGGAAUUAGAAGCCAUGAUACGUGAGUUGGAGGAGGAGAAUGCAUCCCUUCAAGCUGAGUAUGAGCGCCUGAGAGCGAAACAGACACCUGGCUCAACUCCAGAAGAGUCUGCACAUCUGCCUGGUGGUACAAGGCCCCCUGACUGUGACAUGCUGGCUGAAGCCAAGCUGCUGCGCCAACACAAAGGUCGACUGGAAGCCCGAAUGCAGAUUCUAGAGGACCAUAACCGUCAGUUGGAGGCUCAACUCCAGCGACUUCGGCAGCUGCUUGAUGAACCCAGUUCAAGUUCACCUUCCAAGACAGGAACUCUACAGACCCGAUCUGUGACAGCGUCUCAGUUGGCUACUGAUUCCCCUGCUAAGAUGAAUGGUCAUUAUCAUGACUCUGGAAGUGGGCGCUGGGUGGAUGGUGGUAGGAGUGCUGUGGAUCGUAUUGGCGAUAUGCGACCACCUCCUCCUCCAGUCUCGCACAACAUGGCAGCUGCAGCUACAGGCGCAUCUUCUUCGUCUGUUGCUGCCACUCAGAAUGUAGGCAAUCUGCUCCACAUGGCAGGAGACCUGGGGAAAGCUGUGAGUGAGUUAGUGACAGUAAUGACAGAUGAAGACCAGCAUUCAGAAUCAGCUAGCCCUAGCGAUGAGGACCUGCACACAUCAGCAAGGUUGAACCCAAAGUAGAGUGGAAUAUCAAGUCACCUUCAAUCACCAGUUUCCUUUGAUUGUGGCAGUAAGAUUUGUGGUACAUGUCUAAUGUUUUUAACAUUCCAGAGAUUGAGUUUUCAUCUGACAAAUUCACAGUAAUAAUGUAUACAGUUUAUGAGCGUAAUAAUAUUUCUUUAACAUUAUUAAGUGGUCAUCCAGGUUUUAUAAAAUAGUACUGCCUUUUUUUUUUGUAUAAUGAUAGAGAAAUUGAAUGUUUAGGAAUAUAUAUGUAAGUGACCAAUAAGUGGAAAUUUUGUUUGAAAACUUAGUAGAAAGAGAAGCAUUAUUAGAGACAGAAAGUAUUUUAUUCGCCUGGUCAGAGAAAUUAAUGGUGACAAGGCAGAUUCAGUCUCUGUGAUGUCUGUCCAAAGCAUUAGUCCUUGCCUGGUAAAUGUCACACACAACUACUGCAAGAGUGCAUGGCAGUCAUAUAAGCAUAUGAUGAGUGAGUGUUGCACAAAGAAUAGGACCAAGCAGUGGAACUGCUAAAUCAAAGGAUUGUUUCAGUGCUGGACUAUUUUUAGAGAAGAUAGCAGAAAUGAAACUGCACAACUGCCAUAUCACAAAUUUAAAAUUUUACUCUUUGAACUUGAAAUCCACACACAUCUUAUUUGACAUAUCUGAACAUAUUAUCCUGUCUGUUGGCAGAUUGGUUUAUAUCUUUAGGAUGUUGUUAUUACAGUGUAACAAGUGAAUGUAAAUAAGCAAGAAACUUUAAGAUUGCAGGCUGAAUGAGUAGUCCGUCAUGUAAACGCAGUUGUAGGUGUGGAUUACAGAUUGUCUUCUCUCGCUCAUUUUUUUAAAGAAACAAGUUUUCCCUUUGUGAACUGCACAAACAUGGUGCUUCGAACAUUAAACAUAAGAGAUUUACAUAAUCCCAGGAGAUGACUUUUGUCACUAAAAGGCACAUAUCCAUCCCUUUAAUGAUAUAUAAAUACCAAGAAAGUCCUAAAAUGACUCUAAGUUAGAUUUAUAAUCUUUUAUCACUUCAAUUAGUUUUAUUUUCUUAUAACUCAAUUUAUCAGAUGUUUUUUCAUUGGGUAUGAACAGUACCUAAAAUCUUUUGUAUCCACACAAAGACUUCAUAGCUCCACUUCAACCCCAAAUUCUGAUGUACAUAUAAAUUUGUUCAUUGCUCUAGAUAGGUCAGUCACAUUGGUAGCCAUGUUUCAAAGGAGGAGCCAUCAGUUUGAGACCUAUACAGGUGGAGUUUCCUCUUUCAUCAGGUGUAGUCAUUGUUGGUUGUAGGAGUGGAGCAUACAAAUGUUGCUGGUCUUCAGAGUAAAUCUUUAAAUGACAGCAAUUAUUUGUAAAAGUAUCAAUUCCAUUAUAACACUUACAUUGAAUAAAGAAGUUGGUAGAAACAUACACAGAAAUAUUAUGUUCACAACAGCUCUCAAGCUGUGGUUCCUCUUUCUAUAGUGUCCAUGUCAUUCCUUGCAGAUUUUGACACAAUGCAUUAAAAAUGCAAAUCUUUUUAUCUGUGAGCUCACAUUCAUACAAAUUUUGAUGCAUCAUUUGUUUUAAUAUCACCAACAUAUCGAGGCCAAUAAAAAUGGACACUAUUCUGUAAAAAUUAUUUCUUUCUACAGGAGGUAGAACUUGCCCUAUUACUUGUCAGAAAUGAUGAAUGAAUGAAUGACUAAAUAAAAAGGCCCUAGUUACCUCCAAGCUGAAGACUGGAUUAUCCUGAUGGCAUUAAUUUCUGUGAAUAUGGGCUCUAAGAUCGUUUCAUUAACACUCAGUAUUUAAUGCUAUAGUGAAGCCACUAGCCUUCCCCAUGCUGUACCUUUUGUUGCUCCUUAUCCCCUUAAACCUUUUUAAUGUGAUGCAUUUUGCAAUAGGUAAUAGUCCUUAAUUAUAAAUAGAGGUAAUUUAGAAUGGCCAGGUUAAUUUCCUUAAUUUCAGAUUUUGACUGUUAAACUUAUGCAUUUCUUCUUUGUUGAUGGAAGUAGAAAACUGAAAACUCUGUAGCUAAUCAAAAAAAGUUCCCUGAAAAUAGAAUUUUUAACAGAAAAAAAUAUUAAUUGGUUUUCUUUUGUCAACUAUGUUCUAAAAUGAUUUUCUAGCACUCUGACUUGGUUAGUAAUUGACAGCAUUUUUUGAUGGUAUUUUCAUGCAAGAAGACCACUUCUUUUAAAGGUUUCAGUCCAGAUUUUGUUAACUGUGUAUUCCUGAGUGAACUGUACACAGGAUAAGGGAGUUUUAUCACCAUUGGUUUCUCCAUGGUUAUUUAAGUUUUGUCAGACAGAGUAUCUUUUGUAGGCUUCAGAAACUUGAGUAAAAUGUAAGUCAUGAAGCCUGAUGCAUGUGUAUUUUCAUCUGAUUACAAUCACCAAGAACUGAGAAGAAACAAGACAUGUCAGAGUGAAGAGAGAAUAGCCAUAAUUUGAGCUAUAAUGUUGUAUAUAUGACUCUUGUAGCAUCUGUAAAUGCCCAAAUCUCACUCCAUGUGGUAGACUGUUCUAAUUGGAGUAGCAGAGCAUUCAUGUUAACCAUGUUAGCAUGGCUAACACCUUGAAACAUGAAAUAAAAAGUAAUACUCUCAUA